Molecule: messenger RNA, 772 nt
Organism: Purpureocillium takamizusanense
Lineage: Eukaryota; Fungi; Ascomycota; Sordariomycetes; Hypocreales; Ophiocordycipitaceae
Exons: 4
Coding region: 1-603 (200 amino acids)
Source: RefSeq, a predicted model, not a curated record
AUGCCAACUAGUAAACUUGUCGCGAUACAUCCAUCAUUCGGGCAUCACGUCUACAAUCGCACUCGUCGACCACCGAAGUCGCGCUUUCUCACCAACAUCAAUCGUACCUCGCCUCGCCUCGCCGGGACGCGUCUCACAGCAACCAUGCCUGCCCCCCCCAUCCCCACGUCGACGUCCGUCGUCGAGAGCGCCGUCGUCAACGCCCCGCUCUCGGCCGUCUGGCACCUCAUCAAGCUGCACAAGUUUGCCGACUGGUGGUCUGCCCUCAAGAGCUCCGAGGAGGUCAAGGAUGUCAGCGACGAGACCGACGUCGUCAAGUGGACUUUCAAGGACGGCGCCGUGGUCGAGAUCAAGCAAGAGGCGCACAGCACCAUCGACCACUACAUUACUUAUAGCGCCAUCACCUCGUCUCCCGAGGUGUCCUAUAGCUCCAUCCUGAGCACGGUCCGCUGCUGGCCCGUGACCUCGGGCAAGUCUGCAAACGGCACCUUUGUGCAGUGGACCGCAAACUUUUCCGGCGACGCAGACGCCGGUGUUAUCCAGGAUGCCAGGUACAAGAGACAGGAGGGUCUGGCCGACCUGGCGCGUGCGGCCGAACGAUGAGCUCGUGCAGCUGCUGCUCUCAACACAUGAAUGAAGACCCAGAAAGGCCUAAAAAAAAAGAAUCGACUGUCGGAUAUGCGGUUUGGAAGGGAAAAUUCCAUGUGUAGGUAGACUGUGCGGAGGGAGGCUUCCGUAGUUGAUGUCAAUUCCAACCAUUCAUCCCGUUUAG